Molecule: messenger RNA, 4512 nt
Organism: Amaranthus tricolor (Joseph's coat)
Lineage: Eukaryota; Viridiplantae; Streptophyta; Magnoliopsida; Caryophyllales; Amaranthaceae
Product: eIF-2-alpha kinase GCN2
Exons: 30
Coding region: 327-4067 (1246 amino acids)
Biological process (GO): protein phosphorylation; mitochondrial translation
Cellular component (GO): mitochondrion
Molecular function (GO): protein binding; protein kinase activity; ATP binding
Source: RefSeq, a predicted model, not a curated record
CCUAAAGGCUAGUCUCAUAAGUUAGCAACUCUAUUUAGGCGCCUACCAUCCCAGGAUACCAUCCCACGCACUUCUCUUCUAAAAUCCAUUCCUCUUUUCAAUCUAAUACUUCCUGUCCUGUUCAUCAAAUUCCUUUUGACAAUUCAAUCUCAUUCAAAGAGUGAUAAGCACAAACUUCCAUUGAUUUCCCGUUACCAUUUCGUUGUUACAUAAUUCCAAUAUUAAGAUAGUCAAAAAGAAGUUGAUCAUUGGUGCCAUUUCCCGAUACAAAUAUCGGGUAAAAAUCAAAUUGUUAUUUUGUAGAUUGUUUGAUCGGGGUUGGAAAAAUGGGGCAAAGUUCAAAGAAGAAGAAGCGUAAGAAUAAAGGUAGAGUUGCUUCAAAAGAUGUUGCUUCACAAUCUGCUGAUUAUAGUGAACUCAUUUCCGAGGAACUUACUGCUUUGUCUGCAAUAUUUCAAGAUGAUUGCAAAAUUGUUGCAGAGUCUCAUCCACAAGUAAUCAUUAAUAUUAGACCAUACUCAAAGGACUCUGGAUAUGAGAAUUUGGAUGUUUCCGCUUACUUAAGUGUGCGGUGUUUACCUGGGUAUCCUUAUAAGUGCCCUAAACUACAAUUAACCUCGGAAAAAGGUUUGUGUGAGAGUGAUGCAAAUAGACUUCUAUCGCUUCUGAAUGAGCAGGCAAACUCUAAUGCUCGAGAAGGACGCGUGAUGAUUUUCAAUUUGGUGGAAGCUGCUCAGGAGUUUCUCUCAGCACUUGUUUCGGUGGAUCCUUUGCAUAAUCGGGUUGUGUCAUUUGAUGGAGACAAUGACACUCAGUUGCCUACUUUAGAUGGGACAAAAUCUCUAGAAAAAAUCGCUUCUUCUAAGCAUGCCUUUGUCUAUGGUUUUACGGAUCUUUUUAGUGGUCAUGAGGAGUCUUAUAAUUGGAAUUUUGGAGCAAAUGAUGGUGGCAACCUAAGCUCUUCAAUGGUUUCCCAGGCCUUAUCUAGAUCAAAGCAAAUAUAUGAAGGCGUUGAAAAAAAUUUCAAACAGAAAGAAAAGAGUAUGAGAGAGGAUAAUCGAUUUUCUGGAGUAGUUUCCAUGCAUGCCAAAUUGGAAUCUGUUAAGAACACCAGUGAAGAUGAAAGUAAGAGUCUAUUAACAACUGAUUCAAGUGGAUCAUUCUCUGAAGACUUGGCUGUAGAGCAAGACAAGAAGUUUGUUCUUUUUCAGGAUGAUGUGAAUGAUUACGAGGGAUCUUUCUCGUCCUUUGAUGACAUUGAUGAUCAGGACACAGGGUCUUUGAAGUCGUCUUAUUCAUCUUUAAUGACUGGUCAAACAUCCCAAAAUAUCAAAAAAGAUCUGAUCAUGGCUCAUCUUAUGCGCCUUGCCUGUGGUUCGAAAGGCCCACUUGCAGAGGCUUUGCUCAAGAUAGCAUCUGAGCUGCAUAGUAUGGGGAUUAUUUCAGAAUGGACACGAGACAUUGCAACUGACUCAUCGAAACUUUAUAGCGAGACUUUUGAUCGUGUUUUCCAUCAAUAUAUGAGAACUUCAGAAAUAUCGGACUUCUGGAAGCCGGUGUCAGAAUUUGAGGGACAAGAGUCAUCUCAACAAUAUUCCCGGUAUCUUAGUGACUUUGAUGAGCUACAACCACUCGGUCAUGGAGGUUUUGGCCAUGUUGUGUUGUGCAAGAAUAAGCUUGAUGGUCGGCAAUAUGCUCUAAAAAUGAUUCGUCUUAAAGACGAAAAUCUACCAGUUAAUGAUCGUAUAUUAAGGGAAGUGGCUACGCUUGCUCGUUUACAACACCAACAUGUUGUUCGUUAUUAUCAGGCGUGGAUUGAAAUAGGUGUUCCUGGAUGCUUGGGAGACAUUAUGUGGGGUUCAAAGACUGGGAAAAGCUCUACUUAUAGUGGCAAGGAUGGCAGUAUGUCUGACAUUGAUGGGCAAGAAGCUAUGUUUAAAUCACCUUAUCUUUACAUCCAAAUGGAAUACUGCCCCAGAACUCUCCGUCAGCUGUUUGAUUCAUACCGUCAUUUUGACAAGGACUUAGCUUGGCAUUUAUUUCGUCAAAUUGUUGAAGGUUUGGCACACAUACAUGGACAAGGAAUUAUUCAUCGUGACUUGACGCCAAAUAACAUAUUUUUUGAUGCUCGCAAUGACAUUAAAAUUGGUGAUUUUGGUCUUGCCAAAUUCUUGAAGCUUGAACAGCUCGAUCAGGACACAGCUCUUUCUUGUGACACACCAGGAGUGUCAAUUGAUGGUACAGGUCAAAUUGGUACAUACUUUUACACUGCGCCUGAAAUUGAGCAAGGGUGGCCAAAGAUUGAUGAGAAGGCGGAUACAUACAGUUUGGGAGUUGUAUUUUUUGAGUUAUGGCAUCCUUUUGGCACUGCAAUGGAGCGACACAUUGUUCUUUCAGAUCUUAAGCAGAAAGGAGAGCUUCCUGCGGCCUGGGUUACUGAAUUCCCUGAACAAGCCUCCUUGUUACGACGACUCCUGUCUCCUAUCCCAGCUGACCGUCCAUCUGCUAUGGAAUUACUGCAAGAUGCUUUUCCUCCUCGGAUGGAAUAUGAGUUAUUAGAUAAUUUUUUACGCACAAUGCAGACUUCUGAGGACACAAGUGUUUAUGAUAAGGUUGUAAGCGCAAUCUUUGAUGAAGAAAUGUUGGCUUCUAGAAGCAGUCAUCAUCAUUCUGGAAGUUUGAAGUUAGCAGGCGACGUGACUUCUGUUAUACAAUAUUCAGACGUAGAAACUGAACUCCGUGAUUUUGUAGUAGAUUCAAGUAAAGAGAUAUUCAAGCGGCACUGUGCAAAGCAUUUGGAGCUUAAACCAUUGCAUUUGGUAAAUGAUGUUGCAGCUUCCAACAGGAGUAUUGUAAAGCUUUUGUCUCAAGGUGGAGACAUGGUUGAGCUUCCUCAUGAGUUACGCUUGCCGUUUGUUAAAUGGGUGGCCGCAAACCAGAAAUCGUCUUUUAAAAGGUAUGAGAUAUCAUCAGUAUACAGGAGAGCAAUUGGCCAUGCAGCACCAAAUAGGUACCUUCAGGGUGACUUUGAUAUAAUUGGAGGUACUUCACCUCUAACAGAAUCCGAAAUAAUCAAGGCAACACUAGAUAUUUUGAUGCAAUUUUUCCCCCCAGACUCAUUAGAUAUUCAUAUGAGUCAUGGUAAUCUACUGGAUGCUAUGUGGUCUUGGGCAGGAAUCAAAGUUGAGCAUCGUCAGAAAGUAGCAGAGCUCUUAUCUAUGUUGGGUUGUCUACGUCCUCAAUCUACUGAAAGGAAAUCCAAAUGGGUAGUCAUUAGGCGUCAGCUUCUUCAGGAGCUUCGCCUUGAUGAAGCAGCUGUUAAUAGAAUACAGACCGUAAACCAACGAUUCUGUGGAGAUGCUGAUCAAAUCUUGCCCAGAUUGCGAGGAGCUUUUCCAGCUGAUAAACAUAUACACAAGGCUCUUGAUGAACUAUCUGAUCUCUUCAGCUAUCUUAGAGCAUGGAAAAUUGAUAAGCAUAUUUACUUGGAUUCGCUCAUGCCACCAUCCGAGUACUACCAUAGAGAUUUGUUUUUUCAGAUAUACUUGAGAGAGGAAUCACCGGGAUCAGCACUUGAUGGCACCUUGCUGGCUGUUGGUGGUCGUUAUAAUUAUUUACUACAUGAGAUUUGGGAGCGUGAACAAAGAUCAUUUCCACCCGGUGCAGUUGGGACCAGUCUUGCACUAGAAACAAUUAUCCAACACUCUUGUGUUCAUACAAGACCUAUCAGAAGUGAAGGUGGUGCAAGUAUUCUUGUAUGUUCAAAGGGCGGGGGUGGUUUGCUAGAAGAACGCAUGGAGGUUGUGCAAGAAUUAUGGGAAGCCAAUAUCAAGGCGGAGUUUGUGUCAUCAUCUGAUCCAAGUCUUAAAGAGCAGUAUGAGUAUGCAAAUGAGCAUGAUAUCAAGUGCCUAGUCAUUAUUACUGAUUCUGGGGUUUCUCAAAAGGGUUCCGUAAAGGUCCGUCAUCUGGAACUCAAGAAGGAGAAAGAGGUUAAAAGAGAACAUCUUGUGAGGUUUCUUACCGAGGCAAUGGCGUGUCAAUUUAGAAUUUUCAGUCUCCGAAACUGAGCUUGCCCUGUCAAUGUCUACUCCCCGCAUUUACCAACAGGAAAGUUGAGCUCUGGAAGCUGUUCAUAAUAAGCCAAAGGUAAAAAUGAUUGCAAGUUACGCUGUUGGAAUCUUUGGCUUCAUCCGCAUCUGCUACAGAUUUUGACAUAGAAUCUUUUUUGACCAAUUGUACAUAACAAGUUCCUAAGGAUUUGAGCAGACACUCAAAAUUUUGAAAUUGUUUUUUGAAAUUGUUACAUUGUGUUACACGAGAAAUUAAGCAAUUAAGCAAUUAGGUCUUGUUAGUCAAAACAUGUACUAUUUUUUAGAUAAAGUCUUGGGUUUUAUCCUCAUAGCUCUUCCCUCCCCUCCUCUAAGUCUACUCUGUAAUUAAAAAAACAAGUAGAAAGAUAUAAGUCAAAGAUGUUGGAUUUACAGCUAAUAUGAAUUCAGUUUAACUGCAAAA